Molecule: messenger RNA, 1270 nt
Organism: Cicer arietinum (chickpea)
Lineage: Eukaryota; Viridiplantae; Streptophyta; Magnoliopsida; Fabales; Fabaceae
Product: sphingolipid delta(4)-desaturase DES1-like
Biological process (GO): ceramide biosynthetic process
Cellular component (GO): membrane
Molecular function (GO): sphingolipid delta-4 desaturase activity
Source: RefSeq, a predicted model, not a curated record
AAAAAAAAAAACAAAAAAAAAAACAAAUGGGUAAAAACGGAGAAGAUCGUGAAGGCGUCAUCAUGUCUGGGGACUUUUUCUGGUCAUACACCGAUGAACCCCACGCUUCUCGCCGUCGUCAGAUCCUCUCCAAAUACCCUCAAAUUAAGGAGCUUUUUGGUCCCGAUUAUUCCGCAUUCUUCAAGAUUAGUGCAGUUGUUUUGCUUCAGCUUGGUACUGCUAUUUUACUUAAGGAUGCAGGAUGGUUGAAGAUACUUCUAGUAGCUUAUUUUUUUGGCUCAUUUCUCAAUCACAAUCUCUUCUUGGCUAUUCAUGAACUCAGUCACAACCUGGCUUUCUCAACACCAGUCUACAACCGAUGGCUCGGGAUUUUCGCUAACCUCCCUAUCGGCGUACCAAUGUCCGUAACCUUCCAAAAGUAUCACUUGGAACACCACCGCUUCCAAGGUGUAGAUGGAAUUGAUAUGGAUAUCCCUAGUCUCGCUGAAGCACGCGUUGUAACAAAUAUUCUUGCGAAAACGAUUUGGGUCUUUCUACAGCUAUUCUUUUAUGCAUUCCGACCAUUGUUUCUUAAACCGAAACCACCAGGUUGUUGGGAAUUCAUCAACUUCUCUGUUCAGAUCGCCCUCGACGUGUCAAUGGUUUAUUUCUGGGGUUGGAAAUCCUUAGCAUACCUCAUACUCGCCACAUUUGUUGGUGGAGGGAUGCAUCCAAUGGCCGGUCACUUCAUUUCAGAGCAUUAUGUAUUCAAUCCUGAACAAGAGACAUAUUCUUACUAUGGACCUCUGAAUCUUCUCACAUGGCAUGUAGGUUACCACAACGAACACCAUGAUUUUCCAAGAAUCCCUGGAAACAAACUACACAAGGUGAAGGAGAUUGCUCCUGAGUAUUAUGAUAGUUUGUCAUGUUAUAAAUCUUGGAGUCAGGUUAUUUACAUGUAUAUUAUGGACAGAACAGUUGGACCUUAUAGCAGAAUGAAGAGAAAGCCUAGCAAAACUGAAUAGAUUCAUUUUUCUUUCCCCUUAUGUGAUGAUGUCUCUCAUCCUUCUUUAUGGAUAUUCUUUAUUACACUUUUGACAGUUUUAAAUGUAACAGAAGAAUGUACUGUAGUUUUUGACCCAGAUAGCAAGUCAUUUGUUCAUUAGUUUACAAUUGUGAUCAAUAUAUUGGUUUUGAUUUGAGCUUUCCUUUAUCAAUAUGUAUUUACACAUUUCACCAAAAAAUGUAAAAUCUACAAGCUAGAGCAAUGAUAGUAAUACAUUUGAUCUAA